UACCUUUUCAAACAUUUUUUCCUACAUUUUCCUUGAAAGUUUACAAUCUAUUUGAACCACUGAUUAUUGACUGAAGCAGUUCAAGAUAUGUACCUUACUUAAGAGUAUAACGGUGGUGCACAACCUGAGAAUCUACAAUCUUGCGAUUAUAUGCUCAAAUAUCUCUUGUGCUAUACCGCCCGAUUUAGUAAAGGGUGUCUGAUCUUUUGGUGUUGCUAAAUAAAACACGGUCUCCUAUUUUGACAGUGAUUUUCGUUAAACUGUGUCCUCACUAAAUUGCGAACGGAACUUUUUGACAGAGAUACUUGUCCACCAGGGGUCGUCGAAUUCUACAUUGGAAGCUGCGUCGAGUCGAGAGCUUGUUUCACUCAUUUCGCAGUGAACCCGAGAGUUAGCUACGUGAUUUAUUUCCUAAUGAAAUGACGUCUCUUAAUUUCAAUAACACCCGAAUCCCUCGGAAAGACGGAGAAGCCAUCUACCACACUACCCAUUUUGGUUAGCGGGCAGUUAAAAAGGAAAUGAAAUAACCAAGAGUCGGGCGUCAUUUCCCAGAAACGGGCAGUCUUUGUGCCGCAGAAAUGCAGCGAUGAGCGUGCGGCGCGAACCCCGUCGCAGAUGUGUCCCUUAAAUGUUCAAUACCGCCGUUUCUGAGAUACAUGCAGGACAGACUGGUGGAAGGCUUCGCUCUCGGUCCAGUCACGGAUUGAUCAAAUGUCUUUUUCACGAACGAGACUGCAGUAUAUCUUUUGGAUACGCAAAUGGCUUCUAGUUUGAGGGGUGCGCAUAACAAUCUCUAUAUUUUGGACAACAGCGAAGGGGACGGUGCUCGCGCGCUUGGCUCGCCGGAAUGGAUAGGUGUGGGUAUCACAGGAUGUUAUCGGAAAAACUGGAAAACACCUGGCUUGGAUGGAUUCUUCACUAAGUGUCUAAUAUCGCUAGGAAUGCUGUUCUUUCUUCUCCAGCCAGCGCUCGCGACCGAGGAUGACGGGAGCUACGAGUCGUCCGGGUUUUCGCCUCCUCCCCAGGACCCGGCGGCCUCGGCGGCCCCCGCCCGCCCCCCUGCCGGAGCGCUGCCGGAGGGGGAGCCCUUCCCCGCCCACCGCGCGGAGCCACCGGGGGCAGCGGAGAGCGCCAGGCGGCAGCCCGCCUUCUCCUCCAUACUGACUAUCCUGGCCAGCACUGCCAGAAGCCCUGAGACGUUAGUCCAGUCCCGCGUUUCCCCGGCGACGUCCGGCAGCGGCAACCAAACGAACCAAUGGCCUUCGGAGGACGCGGGGAGAGGAGAGGACCCUUCGUCUUCAGCACCGGACACUACCCUCACCCUCUCUUCCAGCACAGGUUUGACUCCCAGCAUGCAUCAGAGCCCAUUUCCACCCCUGGUCCAAAGGUCCAAACCCUCAGCACCAUUACUGUCUGCAUUCUUCGAUACUUCCUCAUCUCCAAGAGACUUUGCUUCCCAAAUAUUUUCACCAUCAUCAUCAUCAUCAUCAUCAUCAUUGCCGUCACAUUCGUCACCAGAAGCUCCACCGCCAUAUUCGUUGGUGGCAGCGACACCAUUCCACAAUCGUCUGAACUCAUCCAACUCCAUCCAAAGCUCAAAACGUACAGCUCCGCCAGUUUUCGCCAAAAACAAACACUUCCAAAAGAACACUCUUUCAUCACCCGUGGAGCCUCUGGUACAAUCACAUUUUUUUGGACCCUCUCAUUUUACAAAUAAAUUGGCAAGUGCUGUUUCACCCACAUCUGGAUUUGCCCAAGAUAUUGUUGUCAUUUCAAAACGUGCAACUCAAGGUUUUGAUUCCAGAUACAAGGCCUCCCAAGACUAUUUUAGCCCUUCCAAAGGCAACAAAGGAUACGCUUCAAUGGUGUGGUCAACAGCAAAGCAACAUAGUUAUUUAAAAUCUGAUGAAAUUGCUACUUCUAAUGUUACUGACAAUAUUAUUGCAACUACCCCUCCUGCUACUGCUAAUACUACACCUGCUACUACUAUUGCCAAUACUGCUACCCCUACUACUAUUGCUACUACUAGUCCUGCUACUACUACUAUUGAUAAUACUGCUACCCCUACUACUACAAGUACUGUUACUACUGCUAUUGCUAUUAAUACUACCACUGCUACUACUACUGCUAAUACUGCUCCUGCUAAUGUUAUGACGCCUGCUACUACUACCCCUACUACUACUGCUAAUAAAGCUACUGCUAGUACCGCCACUACUACUAUUGCUGAUACUGCUACCCCUGAUACUACUGCUGCCCCUGAUACUACUGAUGCUAAUACUAUUACUACCCCUGCUACUACUGCUACUACUACUCCUGCUACUACUGCUACUACUACUACUGCUGCUACUACUGCUACUGCUGCUAAUACUACUGCUACUACUGCUAAUACUACUACUACCCCUGCUACUACUGCUGCUACUACUACUGCUAAUGCUACUACUGCUACUACUGCUACUACUACUGCUGCUACUACUGCUACCCCUGCAAAUACUACUACUACCCCUGCUACUACUACUGCUAAUACUAUUACUACCCCUGCUACUCCUGCUACUACUGCUGCUACUACUACUACUACUACUACUUCUGCUAAUACUACUACUACUACUGCUACUGCUAAUACUACUACUACCCCUGUUACUACUGCUACUACUAGUCCUGCUACUACUACUAAUACUACUACUACCCCUGCUAAUACUGGUGCUACUGCUAUUACUGCUAAUACUACUACUACCCCUGCUACUACUGCUAUUGCUAGUCCUGCUACUACUACUACAAUUGAUAAUACUUCUACCCCUAAUACAAGUACUGCUACUACUACUAUUGAUAUUACUACUGCCACUUCUACUUCCGCUGCUAAUACUGCGCCUGCUAAUGUUAUGACUACACCUGCUACUACUACCACUGCUACUGCUAGUACUGCCACUACUACUAUUGCUAAUACUGCUACCCCUGAUACUGCUGCUGCUAAUACUAUUACUACCCCUGCUACUACUGCUGCUACUACUGCUACUACUACUGCUACUGCUGCUAAUACUACUACUACCCCUGCUACUACUACUACUGCUAAUAUGACUACUACCCCUGCUACUACUGCUACUACUAGUCCUGCUACUACUGCUGCUGCUAAUACUACUACUACUACCCCUGCUACUACUGCUGCUGCUAAUACUACUACCCCUGCUACUAAUACUACUACUACCCCUGCUACUAAUACUACUACUACCCCUGCUACUACUGCUAAUACUGCCACCCCUGCUUCUACUGGUACUACUACUACUAUUGCUAAUACUGCUACUGCUAAUCCUACUUCAUCUGCUGCUACUACUACAGCCCUUGACACUACUACUGCUACUACCACUGCUGAUACUACUACUACUACUCCUGCUACUACUGCUGCUAAUACUACUGCUUAUGGUACCCCUGCUACUACUCAGAUUCCCUUCCCAGCAUACCUUUUCACUUUAUCUAGAGAUUCGGCGUCGACGAGGCGGCUUUUCGCUGAGUCGCUGCCGGUACCUGAGAGCCCCGGCAGCGAGACCCUGAUCGUUAAACUGACCGCGAGCAGCGAUGCGUCCUCCUCCCCUUUGGCGUCUGCCAGUCAGGCGCGUUCGAGAGCAGUUCCAGGGAUAGUCCGGCACAGCACCAAAUCAGCGCAACUCAUAAACCCAACAUCAGGGGAUUCUUUGACUCAGGCUGCACACACUCGCGUUCUGGGAUAUCAGGAAGCACUGGCUGUGCUUGCCAGUUCUAUACGACCUACACAGUUGCCAACAAACGUGUCUGCCAAAUUACUACAAACAGCAAAUAAGGCAGCAACCGGGGACUCGGCCCUCAUUACACAAGCCUCUGAUGAGGCGUCCGGGUGCUCCUCUGCCAGGCCAAAGGAGCUGAAUGCCACCCUGUCCCGUGGUUACACGGGGGUUUCGAGUGGAGAGUAUGCCUCAGUAACAGCAAGCCAGCCAGCCAAUAGGGCGAGUGGGCGGGAAGCGGCGCCGUCUAUCGCUGUUCGCGCCCGCCUCGCUUCCGUCUUCCCGUCUGAGGGUUAUUACACCGCGGCCGCCAAUCGGGCGAUUACAUCACCGGCGACGCCGCCCGGGAGCGCGAAAGACGUGCGGCUGUCGAGAUAUCCGAGAAAUAUCGUCCGCUCGGUCGCCCCCGGGGACACGCCGCUGGCGCUUAGCUCGGCGGCUGACCCUCUCGGCGCGGCGACGGCGUCGUCUGCUAAAGAGACGCCUGCGGUCGCAUCGUCGGUUACCGCCGGCGGUGUGCGUGUGUCCUCUGUGUUAAACACUCCCUCUUCCCAAACGGGGUUACGUUCGCCAGGCGUGGCAUCGAAAGAACCGUACGCUAAAUCUGCGUAUGGGUUGCCGGAACAUUCCGGCACCGCUUCGACAGAGGCAGCUGUCUUAGGAAUGCCGAGCAGUGUUGUUACAGUUAUGCCAGCAACGGAGCCCAGGCCCGCUGUUGAGGAGUCAGUGUUUCAGCCGCGCCCAGAUGAGAGAGAGACCUCUCUGCCUAAUGUUCACAGUGUUCAUCCGUCAGCAGCGGCAGGGCUGGCCUCUUCCGAGACGAGCACUGGAGGUGGUAGUGAAACCGACGUAACCUCAGUAGCAGAUAUCAAAGCACAAGACAAUGUCUAUUCGGCCACACGGCGUCCGCCGGACAGAAGAGCAGGGUCCACACCAGGGAAUGAGAACGGACACCUCCCUGCGGACGCAAACCCAUACCGUUCCACCGUCGCCAGCGACGUUGGCGUCACCCCUCCUUCGCAAGUGCCGGUGUCUGUUUCCAGAGCAACAGAGCCGGCCGCAUUCACUCCUCUGUCUUCUGUGCAUCAGCAGCUCGGGCAUCUCGGCUUAAGAACACCGUCACCUGCUCUAGAACCCAAUUUUGCUUUGACCCUGCCGUCUACCUCAUCGUCCGUCCAGACGCAGACCAGCUGGCCAACAUCCAACCCCGUUGUGUCUUCCCAAACUAUGUCUCCCCCCUCAGCACCCUCUGGUGUGACAUCAUAUGCUUCCAUAUCACCUUUGCGUGUGAUGGCUGCCUCCAUACCUUCUGCUGUGACAUCAUCCACAACCUCCGUACCUUCUGCUGUGACAUCAUUCACGACCUCCAUACCUUCUGCUGUGAUAUCAUUCACGACCUCCAUACCUUCUGCUGUGACAUCAUUCACGACCUCCAUACCUUCUGCUGUGACAUCAUCCACAACCUCCAUAGCUUCUGCUGUGACAUCAUUCACAACCUCCAUACCUUCUGUUCUGACAUCACUCACUACCUCCAUACCUUCUGUUGUGACAUCAACAUCUGCUUCCUCGAUGUCGUCUGUUCCAACUGCAACCAGUUUUGAUUCUGUUGUCACAGAGGAAAUAAUGACAAACGACUCGUCAACAGACCCACCCUCUCUCCUGUCGGCGUCCAGAGAAGCAGGCGCUUACUCCACAAAGAAUGCCACUAGUUUACCCGCCACCCGCGUGGGAAACGCUACCGUACUCGUACAGGCUGACAACUCGUCCGCACCUGUGGUAUCCACAACCGUAACAAGUACUACUCAGGAGACUCUGACAAACGCCACCCUUCAGCUCACAACGGUAACCACGUCGACUGUGGCUUCGACGACGGAGGUUGCUAGGACCACCACCACAACCGCCGCCGCCACCACGACCGUGCGGCCGACCGCCGCCGCGCAGACGACGGUGACCGCGGCCGCGACGGAGGCGACGACCGCAGACAGAACCACCGCGGCCGCUCCCGGAACUUCGGCGAGCCCGCCGACCUCCGCCGCCAGCGCCUCCGCCCCGAGCCCCAGGGUCACUGCGCCCACGUCUGGCCUCCACGCCACCGAGGGCGCCCCUCUGCAGUGCAACAUCACCGAGAAGCUCUGGGUGAAAACAGUUCUGUCCGUGCCUGCGAGGAGGAGCCGGCUCGACGGAGACGCGCUGAAACUGAACCUCCCGAAGGGCCUCACGCGGGCGCUGCAGCGGGCCUUCAACGACAGCGACGUUCACGCCAAGGUGCAGAGCCUGACCAGCGACUCCAACGUGACCGUGGGCUACUACGUGGUGAGCAGCAGUGCCGUUUACGUGCCCUCUGCGGUAGUGGAGGCCCUCGGAGCCUACGGCGUGGACAAUCUCUCGGCCGACAUCCGACAGUUCGCGCCGACGGUUCAGUCCGUCUCUGUGGCAGUGGCCCCCUGGGUGUCCAGCCCUGCCGCCUCCCUGCAGCUCAAAACCGUCCUCAGGUUUGUGUCCCCGGGGGACGACGUUAAAACCUGCAGCUUCGUGCAGAGGAUGGAGAAGAGGCUGGAGGACGCCUUCGCUGAGGCCGAGGCCAAGGCCCUCAACUCCGACAGCGGGCUCUCCGUUCAGAUUCUGAGCUCUUUCAAGUCGCCGGGUUCCCCGUCGGUGUCCCUGACCUACGUGGUGCGUAACGGGAGUGCCGCCUUGAACGGCACCGUCUCCAGCAACCUCCUGAACCGACUCACCACCGAGCUGGUGGGCUACUUCCUCUUUUUCCCCCCUCUCGUCAUCGCUGAGCCCUUGGAAUACCACAACCUCAACACCUCGGCCGCGACCAGAGGGUACUGGGUGAUCACAGUGAUACAGGACGUGGAUAACUCCUCUCUGGAGGGGAGCUAUCAGAGCUUUGCCAGUUUAAUGGAGCAGCGUCUGGCUGAGCUCUUCAUGGUCGCCCACCAGGAGGGGCGACGGUUCAGGAGGGCCGCCACGGUCGGGAGCUACACCGUCCAGAUGGUCACCAUCAGACGUGUCCCCGGUCCCAAGAGCCCAGCCGAAAUGACCUACUACGUCCAGCUGAACGGCGUCCCCUUCUCUGGGACAUCCGCCGCCAAGACCCUCACCACGGUGGACUCCCAGACCAUGGCCCUCACCCUAGGAUAUUUCGUCCAGGUUCAAGCCGAACCGGUGGUGAAGGACCCGCCCAGCAACCUGUGGAUCAUCGCCGCCGUGCUGGUGCCCAUCGGCGUGGUGACGGUCGCCAUCAUCAUCAUCGCCGCCGUUCUGUGCAGGAGGAACAAGGGCGACUUCAAGACCGACGCCUUGGGGAACAUCAACUCCCGCGCCAAGACCGCGUAUCGGAGGGAGGCCAGUUAUUACCACCAGCCUGUGCAAGGGUUUGACUACGCCAAGCAGCACCUUGGCCAGCAGGGCGGCGACGAGGAGGCCCUCCCCGUCACCCAGGAGACGAUGAUACUGCCCCUCCCCAUCCGGGACGCCCCCCUGACGCAGGACAGGGGGAUAUACCAGGACGGGAGCACAUCCAAAAAGAUACUGUCCGGCGAGAUCCGCAAGAGCAGGUUGCCUAGCGAGGACGGCUCCGUCAUCAGCAACGAAUCAGGGAAGCUCAACUCCGGCAGGGGAUCGCUGGUGCAGAAGGUCCCGCCGCCGCUGAAGAUGACAAAGGAGGAGGCGCGCAAGAGGACCGACCCCUACGACACGUCGUCCGGCUCCCUGCAGCUCAUCUCCAUCAAGCCCAUGGCGGCCCCGCCCAGCUACUCGCACCCCGCAUCCUCCGACCGCAGCCAGGACUCCGCCAUCCUCAACGGAGAGGUGAGCAUGGCCCUGAAGCAGAAGUCCGACAUCGAGCACUACAGGAACAAGCUGCGGCUGAAAGCCAAGCGCAAGGGCUACUACGACUUCCCCGCCGUGGACGGCAGCGGCGGCGGCGGCGGCGGCGGCGGGGGCGGGGGCGGGGGCGGCGGCGGGGGCAAGUCCUACGCCCUGCGGCAGAUGCACGGGCACCACAGCGUCCAGCUGGACAUCGGCAGGACCCCGGAUCCCGAGGAGGAGCGCGCGUCCACCUACGUCAAGUCCAGGAGGAGACACUCGCAGAUGGGCGCCCCGGCGUAUCGGAGCCGGCAGUCGCUGAGCAGCCCGGGUCCGAACGCCACGGAGAUGGACCUGCUGGUGAUGAGGGAGCGGAGCCGGAGGGGCGUGCGGAACAGCGGCUACGACGCCUUUAGAUUCGCUCAGCUCCCUGAAAUGACCAUGGGAUCACCACCUCCGCCUAUACCCCCAAGAACAGGACCCCCUCUCGUGACCUCUCUGAGACGCUCCUCCUCUGACAUUGGGCCCAAGUCCAGGACCUCUGAGUGUUCUGUCCCUGAGAUGUCGAGCACGCUCGACAGCGACCCCUAUGGGCCGCUCAGCAGAGUGCCCCUCCCAGCCAUCACUGCUGAUCAGUCCCUGUCACACUACUCAGGAAACCCAAUCACGGCAGUGUACGCCAUACCAGCCAGCCGGGCCGGCUACACGGGCUACUUCGCCCCGACGCCGCCCUCCUCGUACCGCAGUCCGUCCUGGAUGUCUUACCCGCCCGAGCCGGAGGACCUCACCCAGCAGUGGACCGACCUCGUACCCCUGCCGGGGUACACAGAGGCUUUCCCACACCCUCGAUACCCCCAGAGCAGCCCGGUCAGGCUGGGGUCGUCUGCACGCGGUGUCCCGGACCCGCCCCCCACGCCCUUCACCGCGGCCUCUCGACAGAGCCCGACGGACCCCGCGGACGCCCCCGGCGCCUCCCUCGCCAGCAUCUCCACCGUCGUCCUGGUCAAAGCCAUCCGCGAGGAGGUGGCCAAGCUGGCCAAGAAGCAGACGGACAUGUUCGAGUUCCAGGUCUAGCGCCCCCGGGGACCCGGAGGCCGAAUGACAUGUAUUUCUAACAUACUCUUGAGUCGAGGCCAGGACUCCAAGUGGGACAAAAGCCACAAACUUUUUUUUUUUUUUUUGAAGUUCUUCACUGAAAAUUUAUCUGUCCUCUUUUUGUCGUUCUUGGAAAAAGAUGACUGGGUGGGGGUUUCUUUACACUUUUACUUAUUUUAAGAGAGGCAGAUGUUCAUCACAAGCGAUCUUGGUUUCUGAGUGUGUUUUGUUGUCGUCCUGUAACACUGUAGAUUUCUUGUUGAGAAGCUCAAUCUGACAAACUGUGUUUCUUUUGAUUUUGCCGGUUAAUCAAGGCAAGAGUCCUGUAAAGGCAAAAGCAUAAACAAAAUCUGAAUAAGAAUACACAGGAAAAUUCUAUGGGAAAGAUACAUUACCUGUGCUUUUUUAACCUGAGCAUAUUCAUUUAGAAACACCCUGGCAUUUUGAAUUUUGCCGAGUGGUUGUUAAAAACAAAACAAAAAAAACAGAAAAA
This is a messenger RNA of Anguilla rostrata (American eel), 9153 nucleotides long. RefSeq names its product UPF0606 protein KIAA1549L-like. Bases 759 to 8639 code for a protein of 2626 amino acids. The transcript is spliced from 20 exons. Lineage: Eukaryota; Metazoa; Chordata; Actinopteri; Anguilliformes; Anguillidae. The record is from RefSeq and is a predicted model, not a curated record.